Messenger RNA from Stereum hirsutum FP-91666 SS1, 1614 nucleotides. Its product is annotated as hexose transporter. NCBI's taxonomy places the organism in Eukaryota, Fungi, Basidiomycota, Agaricomycetes, Russulales, Stereaceae. The record is from RefSeq and is a predicted model, not a curated record. Gene Ontology annotation, biological process: transmembrane transport; carbohydrate transport. Bases 1 to 1614 code for a protein of 537 amino acids. Gene Ontology annotation, molecular function: carbohydrate:proton symporter activity. Gene Ontology annotation, cellular component: membrane. The transcript is spliced from 14 exons.
AUGGGCGCUGGUCCGACCGUCAAUCUCUCGGGAAGGGAUGUUGGGUAUCGUCAAUUUCUGGAUCCUGAGAAGAAGUGGUAUAACAAUAGAAGGCUCAUGGCCUUGAAUGGAUGGCUUCUCCUGCUCCUCAUCACUUCAUCCACGAACGGUUAUGAUGGAAGUAUGAUGAACGCUUUGGAGUCGGAGGAGCAGUGGAACGAUUUCUUCGGAAAGCCAGAGGGCUCAAAGCUCGGUCUCUUUAACGCUAUUCAGAAUAUAGGCUCUCUCGCCGGUUACCCGUUUGCUCCAUACCUUGCUGAUGGAGUUGGCCGUCGUGGGUCGGUGUUCUUCGGGGCUCUCAUCAUGUGCAUUGCCGUCGCGAUUCAGACUGCUGCACAGUCUAUUGGGAUGUUCAUUGGCGCCAGGUUCUUGAUAGGAUUCGGUUUGACUUUCGCCGCAAACGCGGCCCCGAUGCUUGUCACAGAGCUUUCAUACCCUCAAUACCGUGCCCCUUUGACUUCCAUGUACAACUCUCUCUGGAUCGCUGGCGCUGUUAUCUCUGCCUGGGUCACGUUUGGAACGCAAUUCAUAGCCGGAACCUGGUCCUGGCGUAUCCCUUCCCUGAUACAAGGCCUUCCGUCCAUAAUCCAGAUAUGCCUCGUCCUCUUCGCCCCCGAGAGUCCGAGGUGGUUGGUCAGCAAGGGGAGAGAUACCGAGGCUAUUGCGACGUUAGCUUAUUAUCACGCGGACGGGAACGACAAGGACCCACUCGUCGUAUACGAGUACGAGGAGAUUAAAGCGGCAAUCGAGUACGACAGAUCUGUAGCACGAAAUGUGGGAUACAGAUCCCUGUUCGCCACGCCCGGAAACAGACGUCGCAUGCGAAUCAUCAUCGCCUUAGCUUUCUUCAGUCAAUGGAGUGGAAAUGGUCUCAUUUCUUACUACUUGAGUAGAGUCUUUGACACAAUUGGCAUCACCAGCCCAGUCAUACAACUCUUAAUCAACGCCAUCCUGUCCAUGUGGAGCUUCUUCUGGGCAAGCUUUGGGGCCUUCACGGUCGAGCGUUUCGGCCGUCGAUUCCUUUUCCUAACAUCGGUAACGGGAAUGACCAUCUUCUUCAUGCUGCAGACUGUUUGUUCUGCGCUGUAUGCAGAGCAUGGUUCGACCGCUGCCUCUCAUAGCGUCAUUGCCAUGAUAUUCCUGUUCAACGCAUUCUACGCCGUCGCGUUCAGCCCCAUUAUUGUCUCGUACACGGUCGAAAUUCUGCCUUACUCCAUCCGUGCGAAAGGGUUCAACGUAUUCAACUUUACGAUCUCACUUGCCCUCAUAUUCAACCAAUACGUCAACCCCAUCGCCCUCAAUAAGCUUGGCUGGAAGUACUACAUAUUUUAUGUAUGCUGGCUGGCGUUCGAGGGAGUGUAUUGCUAUCUCUUCGUCGUCGAGACAAAGGGUCUUUCACUCGAGGAAACAUCAGCGUUGUUCGACGGUGAAGAUGCGACGGAGAAUAUUGCGAAGCAUGCCGUCGAGCAGAGCAUACACGAGCCUCAUGCUGAAGAGGGUGACGACAGUACUGACGGGAGAAGCGAGAAGGGGUCUAGGAAGAUGAGAGAGGACAUCACAGAAGAAAAGGUGUGA